AUGGUGGACAAGGCUUGGGUUCAUCUUUGCAGAGCUGAUCCUGGUUAUGAGAAAGGGGCGUCAGAGUUUGUUAGAGAUGUGGCUGCGGCUCUGGGAGACGUUGAUAUGAUCGUGUGUCCUUGCAUCGACUGUCGUAACAUAGAUCGUCAUUAUAGCAAUGUUGUAGUUGAUCAUCUUGUUACAAGGGGAAUGGAUGAGGCGUAUAAGAGAAGGUCUGAUUGGUAUCAUCAUGGAGAACUGAAUUAUGGUGUAGAAGGUGAAACAAAAUCAAGUCAGCGGAAUGAUGAGAUUGUCGGUCUGUAUAAAGCUGCUGGAUUCUUGGAUGAAGAGUUUGGGGCUACUUCUGACUUUGGUGAGAUUGCAGAGGGAGAAGACAAGAAAGAAGAUGAGUUCCUUGCCAAAAUUGUUGAUGCUGAAACACCACUGUAUCCAACUUGUGUCAACCACAGCAAGCUUUCUGCGAUUGUAUCCUUGUUCAGACUGAAGACACAGAACGGCUGGUCAGACAAGAGUUUUAAUGAUCUUCUCGAGACUUUGCCAGGGAUGUUACCAGCGGAUAAUGUCUUACACACAUCACUUUAUGAGGUCAAGAAAUUUCUGAAAUCAUUUGAUAUGGGUUACGAGAAGAUCCAUGCCUGUGUCAACGACUGCUGCUUGUUCAGAAAGAAGUACAAGAAGCUUGAGAAUUGUCCAAAAUGUAAGGUUUUCCGGUGGAAGACAAACAUUCACACUGGUGAAGUGAAACAAGGUGUGCCACAGAAAGUUUUACGCUAUUUUCCAAUAAUCCCAAGACUGAAGAGAAUGUUUAGAUCAGAGGAUAUGGCUAGAGAUCUAAGGUGGCAUUUCACUAAUAAGAGCAUCGACGGCAAACUCAGACACCCGGUGGAUUCAGUUACUUGGGAUCAGAUGAACGCCAAAUACCCUUCCUUUGCAUCAGAAGAAAGGAACGUGAGGCUUGGACUUUCCACAGAUGGCUUUAAUCCGUUCAACAUGAAGAACAGUAUGUAUAGCUGCUGGCCUGUUUUGCUUGUCAACUACAACUUACCACCUGAUUUAUGCAUGAAGAAGGAAAACAUAAUGCUUACAUUGUUGAUUCCUGGUCCACAUCAGCCUGGAAAUAGCAUUGACGUCUACUUGGAGCCGCUCAUAGAGGAUCUAAACCACUUGUGGAAUAACGGAGAGGUCACAUAUGACGCCUUUAGUAAGUCUACUUUCACUCUUAAGGCGAUGCUACUUUGGACAAUAAGUGAUUUCCCGGCGUAUGGAAAUCUUGCAGGCUGCAAAGUGAAAGGUAAAAUGGGAUGUCCUUUGUGUGGGAAAAAUACUGAUUGUAUGUGGUUGAAGUUCAGCAGGAAGCAUGUGUACAUGUGUCAUAGAAAGCGGCUGCCACCUACACAUAGUUUUAGGGGAAAGAAGUCGUGGUUUGAUGGCAAAGUGGAACUGGGCAGAAAGGGAAGAAUUUUAAGUGGUCGAGAAAUAUGUCAGAAUCUCGGGAAUUUCAAGAACAAAUUUGGAAACUUGAAACGAUCUGGUAGAAAGAGGAAAAAGCCUGUGUGUACAUCUGUGGGCUCUGAAGUUGAGGAUUUAUCCAGUGAGUCAGAGGCAGAAGAAGAGGAAGAAUUACAAGUAGAUGUGGAGGAGUUACUGCGAUGGAAGAAAAAAUCAAUCUUUUUCAAGUUACCUUAUUGGGAGGAACUCCCUGUGAGAUAUAACUUGGACGUAAUGCACAUUGAGAGGAAUGUGGCUGCAAGUAUAGUGUCUACAUUGUUGCAUUGUGGCAAGUCGAAAGAUGGUCUUCAGGCUCGUAAAGAUUUGGAGGAGUUGGGUAUUAGGAAGGAUCUACAUCCAACCAUCAAAGGGAAACAGACGUAUCUACCAGCAGCACCUUGGUCUCUUUCCAUGACAGAGAAGAAAAUUUUUUGCAAGCGCCUAUUAGACUUCAAAGGCCCUGAUGGAUAUUGCUCAGACAUUUCAAGAGGUGUGUCAUUAGAUGAGUGUAAGGUCACUGGCCUGAAAUCACAUGACUAUCACGUCCUAAUGCAACAACUUCUUCCAAUUGCCCUUAGAGGCUUGCUACCCAAAGGUCCAAGGCUAGCAAUUGUACGCUUAUGCGCGUUUUUCAACCAUCUGUGUCAGCGAGUCAUAGAUAGAGAACAACUACUGGUAAUGGAAGAUGAGAUUGUUGAGACUCUUUGUAUGUUUGAGAGGUUUUUUCCCCCAAGCUUCUUCGAUAUAAUGGUGCAUCUGACGGUACAUCUAGGAAGGGAAGCACGACUUGGUGGUCCAGUCCAUUUUAGGUGGAUGUACCCAUUUGAAAGGUAUAUGAAAGUUUUGAAGGAUUUUGUCAGAAAUCCUGCUAGACCAGAGGGAUGUAUCGCUGAAUCUUACCUUGCUGAAGAAUGCAUCCAGUUUUGUAGUGAUUUUCUGAGAAAUACUACAACUGUGCAAGAAAAACUCGAUAGAAACACCGAGUACGAGAAUGUAUCCAUUCUGGAGGGUCGUCCAAUCUCUGCAGGCUCUCCAGUAACUCUAACUGAAAUGGAGAAGAACAUAGCCCAUCUUGCUGUCAUCCAAAACAUGGCAGUCGUUGAACCUUACGUAGAAGUAACGGAAAUUAUUCUGUUGGAUUAUAAUGUAUUCUAUGUGGCUCUAUUCCGGUGUCAGUGGGCAGUUCUGGGAAAUGGAGUUAAGAAAGAAGAUGGUUUCACACUUGUUAAUCUGCAUCACAAUCAGACUUCUUUCUUACGAGACCCAUACAUUUUAGCCUCACAAGCGAAGCAGGUUUUUUACUCUAGGGAAGAUGAGUCAUCAAGUUGGUAUGUGGUUAUGAGAGGGCCUUGUAGAAGAUACAGUAAGGAAGAAGUCCAAGAAGGAAAUGCAGACAUUGGGCCAUUGCCAUCUACUGUUGUCAUGGAUGUUGAUAUGGAUGAGUCUGAGAAUUCACGAACUGAUUGUCAAGGCAUAUAUGUUUGA
This is a messenger RNA of Microthlaspi erraticum, 2973 nucleotides long. Lineage: Eukaryota; Viridiplantae; Streptophyta; Magnoliopsida; Brassicales; Brassicaceae. The record is from the annotation of a GenBank genome assembly.